Trichoderma atroviride IMI 206040 is the source of this 618-nucleotide messenger RNA. RefSeq lists its product as uncharacterized. Lineage: Eukaryota; Fungi; Ascomycota; Sordariomycetes; Hypocreales; Hypocreaceae. The record is from RefSeq and is a predicted model, not a curated record.
AUGAGUGAGAGUGCCUACCGAGGUCGACUGACGCGAGACAACGCAGUCUUGCUCAUCGUGGAUCAUCAAGUGGGCCUUUACACCGGAGUUCGCGACAUUGAUACCCUCGAACUUAAGCACAACAUACUGGGCCUGACAAAAGCUGCUGUGGCUCUCAAAGUUCCUGUGGUUGUAACAACAACAACGGAGAGCAUGUGGGGUCCCUUGAUCCCCGAGCUACAAGAAGCAUUGCCCGGCAUUGACCGAAUCGAACGCACAACGGUCAAUGCUUGGGAUGAUCAGCGUGUCGUCGCCGCCGUGAAAGCUACGGGGCGGAAGAACUUGAUUAUAACUGGAAUCUCGACCGACGUAUGCUUGGCCUUCCCAGCAAUGUCCGCUCUUGCAGACAACUACACGACCUAUGCUGUUGUGGAUGCCUCCGGCAGCUUUACGAAGAGACAAUCGGAGAUGGGCGUUCUCCGUAUGACUCAAGCCGGGGUCAUUCCUGUCUGUUAUUCCAACGUUGCAGUUGAGAUUUUAGCAGAUAAUGCAGCUUCUGAAUCUGCUGAGGUUUAUGGCGCUCUCGGUAUGCCCUUUGCUGGACUCGUGUAUGGUUUACAGCAGUACUUUUCGCACUAA